Castor canadensis (American beaver) is the source of this 4153-nucleotide messenger RNA. NCBI's taxonomy places the organism in Eukaryota, Metazoa, Chordata, Mammalia, Rodentia, Castoridae. The record is from RefSeq and is a predicted model, not a curated record.
CUACUCCCUGUAUCAAAGCCAUCAGCCCAAGUGAAGGAUGGACGACGGGAGGCGCCACUGUGAUCGUCAUAGGAGACAAUUUCUUUGAUGGGUUACAGGUCAUAUUCGGUACCAUGCUGGUCUGGAGUGAGUUGAUCACUCCUCAUGCCAUCCGUGUGCAGACGCCUCCUCGGCACAUCCCUGGUGUUGUGGAAGUCACACUGUCCUACAAAUCCAAGCAGUUCUGCAAAGGGACACCUGGGAGAUUCAUUUACACAGCACUCAACGAACCCACCAUCGACUACGGUUUCCAGAGGUUACAGAAGGUCAUUCCCCGGCACCCUGGCGACCCCGAGCGUUUGCCAAAGGAAGUGAUCCUCAAAAGAGCUGCUGAUCUGGUUGAAGCACUGUACGGGAUGCCACACAACAACCAGGAAAUUAUUCUGAAGAGAGCAGCCGACAUUGCAGAGGCUCUGUACAGUGUCCCUCGCAACCACAACCAACUCCCCGCCCUCGCUAACACCUCCGUCCAUGCAGGGAUGAUGGGCGUGAAUUCCUUCAGCGGACAGCUGGCCGUGAAUGUCUCGGAGGCAUCCCAAGCCACCAAUCAGGGUUUCACCCGCAACUCAAGCAGUGUGUCACCACAUGGGUAUGUGCCGAGCACCACCCCCCAGCAGACCAACUAUAACUCUGUCACCACAAGCAUGAAUGGAUACGGCUCUGCUGCCAUGUCCAAUUUGGGCGGUUCCCCAACUUUCCUGAACGGCUCAGCUGCCAACUCACCCUACGCCAUCGUGCCAUCCAGCCCCACCAUGGCCUCCUCCACAAGCCUCCCCUCCAACUGCAGCAGCUCUUCGGGCAUCUUCUCCUUCUCACCAGCCAACAUGGUCUCAGCCGUGAAACAGAAGAGUGCUUUUGCACCGGUCGUUAGACCCCAGACCUCCCCGCCUCCCACCUGCACCAGCACCAAUGGGAACAGCCUGCAAGCGAUAUCUGGUAUGAUUGUUCCUCCCAUGUGAAAGAAUUGCCUUGAAGAAUUUUAUUAAUGAAGAAGUUGGAUUCUACGGUGAGAGAAAUCUGAUACAAGUCCCAGAGUGGAACUUUUAACUCAGGCCUUUUUAAGAGGAAUCACAAUAACUGCAGAUUUUUAAACAAACAAACAAAAAAAAUCACCGACCUUGCAAAUACUGAAAAUGGAAGGCGUCUGCGAGUGCAGGGUGUUGGUUAGAGUUGAAUCCCCCCCAAAUAUUUGGGGGAUAUAUUUAUUCUGUAUUGAUAAAAGCAACUCCACUUUUUCUUUCUCUCUCUCUCUUUUUUUUAAAGCUUAAGUCUGCAAUCAUCUGUCUUUUAUAAACCAUAAAAUUAUACACAAGGGACACUAUAAAUAAGACUCCAUGUUUUAAUUUAUGAUGUUUUUAAAGCUGUGUAAAGGGAGAAUGAAGUGGUGAUAUUUACAAAAAAGUUUAAAAAAAAAGAAAAAAGAAAAAUAAAAAAAGCUUGUAUGGGACAGAAUAGGAAUGCCAGUUAGAUUUUUUUUUCUUUUUUUUAGAAAACUAAGGGUUGGCUUUUGCGCCUUAAAGCAUAUCAAAUGGUAGUUAGUUCAGACCGUACGUUUUCAAUAUCUAAACGGACAUGCCACUUCUUAGCAGUGCAAGCUUACUUCUCUCUUUUCUAUUGCUGUCUUAAGUAACUGUGCAAAUUAAUGCAGCCUGGAAAGUUAAAAAGUGAUGGAAGUGAUUACAUUUUGCCCUUCUGCUCAAAAAAAGUAAAAAAAAUCCAGUGCCUCUAGACAGAUUGUUAGAAACCACAUAUUUAAGCCCAACAUCAUUCUCUCUUUUACUCAUGUCAGCUUCUGAAGCCAAUGCCCUCUUGAGAGCGUGGUGGCUCACACACCGAGAAUGUCCUUGGAGACUUCCUAGAACAGGGUCCAGGCACAGACUUCCCACCUAUGCCCUCCAGAGAUCAAGCCAAAACCUCACAAUUUGCCAUUCAGAAAAUGAAAGUGUAUUCAUCCUAGAAUCCUAAAUGCUGACUUUACACCAAUAGUCCAAAAAUAAAUAAAUAAUAAAAACACAAGUGAGUAGGGGGUCUUUGGCACUCCUAUCUGUGGAGCCUCACCAUUUGUAACAUUACAGGUUAAGUCAACAGGUGAAGUGCUUUGGGGAAAAGGAUAAGAAGGUGGAGAUGUCUAACAGUUUUCUAUUCUGUGGGGCUUUUUGCUCUUAUAUGGGAGGUGUUCUUAAAAAUAAGAAUUAAUAGCUAAGCUAUUAGUGCAAGGCUCUGAGGAUGUGUUUGCCUGAUUUUUUUCUUUGCUGUUGUGUUUUUGUAUGUAGUUAUAAAUACUGUAGAUUUUUUUGUGAUUUUUUUUUUGCCAAAGUUGUUCUAUUUAUACAUUUUAAUGUCUUAACGAUGUUUUUUCAAUCUCACAAAAAGAUUUUACUGCGUAUUUUGCAAAGGAAAAAAAUAGCUCACUACCUUUUGCUGCACAUACUUGCAAAGUUAAUUAAAAGGCUUUUGUUUUCAAGGGGAUUUUGUAAAAUAUCCGUAUAAAUAAUGUAUUUAUCCUUGGAAUUUGUACAUUGCUUUUUCCCCCCUUCCCUCUCUCCUUUCCACCCUCCAGUUUUGUUUUUUUUUUUAUUGUGUAUGUUUGCUAUGUGGAAAGUGCAUAUUUGUUUGGUCACCUAUGGUUGUUGUAGCUGUUUCAAUGUGAUUUUUGAACAUUUCAUUUAUAGUUAUUUUUAGUAUUGUUUUAAACCAUGCUUCAAUUUUUUUUAUUUCCACCCAAAAGCCAUUGUCUAUUUUUGUAUUAUUUGUAAGUUAAGAAGUUUUUUCCAAUAUAUGGCAAAAAAUAGUAGCAUAUUAUUCUUGUAGUAUUUAGUUCUGUAGACUUAAAAAAAAUGUAUCCAUUGCUUUGGAAACUUACAAAAAAAAAAAAAACCCAAUGCUGUUUUACUCUUAAUAUGCAUGGAAACUCUCCCCUUGGAGUUUGCAUUUUGUGCAUUAAAUUUCGGGGGAGAAACUUCAUAGAAAUCACUGAACAUACUUUCUUUCUGAAGUCUGCUUGUAUAUUUCUUCUGUCUUUCACGUAAAUAUAAACCAGCAGAUUGGAUGCCUUAACAAUGCAAAUCAUACUCAUUUCACUUGUACAUUGUAACUGUGCACCAGAACUGUCAGUCAUCACUAACAUUCUAAGAAAAAAGAAAAAAAGGAGAAAAAAAAAAACAAAGAAAUUGAAAAGCACAAAAGAACCGUUUUGUUACCUUAAGACAAUGUAACUUUUUCUAGUAAGAGCAAGAACUCAUUUACGACAGUGCUGCAACCGUGCAUGCUCCCAAUAUGGAUUUUGCAAUGGUUUCACUAGACUGUCAGAGUGCGAUUUUUAUGGGUUGGGGCGGGCAAGGGAGGGAAGGGAGGGAGGAAAGCUGAUUUUUCAUGGUAAGAAAUAAUAAUAAUGAUGACUAAUAAUAAUAAAAAAAAACUGGAAAAUAUUAAGCAAGGUUUAGCAUUGCUUCUCGGUACUCAGAGAGAUUUGUCUGAAUUCGCCUGGUAAGUGCUGGCCUGAAUAUGUAUACAGUUUAAAGCCAUAUUUUGUCUGGUGAGCCCCUUAACUGUUUGCAAAGAAACCAGAGGUCAGCUGGUGAGGUGUCCGGCUGUGACCCUGACAAAAGACGCCACCAAUCUGUUAGCCAUGUGUCGUGGUUAGAACUUCUCUUGAAAGCCCAAAGAGCCUUUAAAAUGUGUAUAAUUUGUGUUUUGUUGCUUGUACUUGUAUUGAUUAGAAAGACAUUCUGACUUCUACCCAAAACUUUCCUAAAUUCCUUUAAAAUACGUCCCCCUAAAUACAGAAUAUGGCUUUAAGAAGAAAAUGAAAUAGAGAAUUAAAUUAAGAGUUCAGUGGGGGAGGAAUUCAGCCUCUGGAUGACUGGAUGGCAUUCUAUGCCCUGACCUCAGCGUGUUAAGGAUGCAGCGUGGUGAAGUCGUCUUUACAUGUAUUAAACGUUCACCUUCUUAUCAAAAAUUUUUGGAAUAGACACACACUGUACAGUUCAAUUGUUAGACAACCUAACUACUGUAGAGAUUGUUAUAAUUUUUUUUUUUUUGCAAAAAUUCAAGCUGUAAAAACUUUUCAACUUUCACAAUAUUUAAUUAAAGUUACUUCCUGUCUGUGAUGGCA